Molecule: messenger RNA, 770 nt
Organism: Vigna umbellata (rice bean)
Lineage: Eukaryota; Viridiplantae; Streptophyta; Magnoliopsida; Fabales; Fabaceae
Product: Ribosomal protein L6 family
Biological process (GO): translation
Cellular component (GO): ribosome
Molecular function (GO): structural constituent of ribosome; rRNA binding
Source: RefSeq, a predicted model, not a curated record
UUAAAAAUAAAUAAAAAUACGAUAUUUCAUUGGAUAAGGCUUUUUCUUAUGUUCUUGGUGGAACAACCUUGGAAGGUGUAACAAUGGCUUCCUCUGUUACUUCCUCUUUUCGUAUAAGCAAUUUGAAGACUGUUUUCGUGGGUGAGACAAAUAAGCUCAGAGUGUCUAGUGUUCCUGGCGCUCAAGUUGGUUUCGUUAGAAAAACUGUAGAAUGUAAGGAAUCAAGAAUUGGGAAGCAACGAAUUACUGUGCCAUCAAAUGUUACGGUCAAUUUGGAAGGACAGGAUAUACAAGUGAAAGGUCCUUUGGGUGAACUUGCAUUAACUUAUCCUCGAGAAGUGUUGGUUGAGAGGGAAGAGACUGGGACUUUAAGGGUUAGAAAGGCAGUUGAAACCCGAAGAGCCAAUCAAAUGCAUGGGCUUUUUAGGACGCUUACAAACAACCUGGUUGUUGGAGUAUCUCAAGGUUUUGAAAAGAAGCUUCAACUUGUUGGUGUAGGUUAUCGUGCUAUGGUAGAAGGAAACGACGUGGUGCUGAAUCUUGGAUUUUCUCAUCCUGUUAAGAUGGAAAUCCCUAACGGCCUCAAAGUGAAAGUGGAAGAAAACACCAGAAUCACAGUUAGUGGGUUUGAAAAAUCUGAGGUUGGCCAGUUUGCUGCUUCUAUUAGGAAAUGGAGACCCCCAGAACCAUACAAAGGAAAGGGUGUCAAAUAUGCUGAUGAAAUUGUAAGGAGAAAGGAAGGAAAAGCAGGGAAGAAGAAGUAAUGGUUU